UUCACACUCAGCUCUGUUUGCUCUUGUCCACCGGUUUGCUCUACACCAUUUUAAAAACUCCAUCCGAUUUCCUCAGGGAUAUUGUCUUUGAGGGAACAAGCGGUUUGCAUGACGUUACAAUUCCAGUGAUGUGCUCUUACACGGCGGCAUUUCGGGAAAACUACCUACACGCGCUCUGACAGGGCCCACCCCCCGUUCUCUCUGGCGUGUUUCUGCGACACGAAGGUGUAACACCAGCUGGGCACUGCUCAGGUACUGCGUGACGUCGGAGCUGCUGUCUGCCCCGCGCGGAGCGGAGCCCGUGCCCGCUGCACGUGGACUCCCGGCGGUUCCGACACGAGACGUGACAGGAAUUCCCGAGCGGCUCCUCACGCACGAGCAUAAGCGCGCGAAUUAAAAUAUUGAACCAAUGGCACUUCUCGUGAAAGAGUUGGGGGAUCCGACUGUCGUCUGAAAAAUAUUAUUCAUUAUAACACGAACUAUACAGAAGCCCCCCCAAAAAAUACCCUGGGUGCUUGUUAACACUGAAACAAAUAAAACAGUCCCUCGUCUGCAAACGAAACCGGCCAGCGGGGUUCCCGCACAGCUCGGACAGACCCGCUGGGGACGGCGGGGAGCACCGAGGCGGAGACCAGAAUCGACAGGGUAUUAAAAAAAAAACAGCGCGGAGGCUAAGUGUUAAAAUUUUCAUCAAUGAGUAUAAUUUCGCCAGCUCCCUCUCGCCGCCCGACUCUGCUCCGCAUCCGACAGCUGACAUUAGAAUAGAACCUUGCGUUAGCGCCCCCCCAGAAGCUGACGUCACUGUGGUCGCUAUUUGCAUGAAACUGCUUUUCUGCAGCCGCUGCCGGAGCUCAUAUCUCGCUGUUUCUUGCCGACGAGCACCAGAGAGAGAGAGAGAGGGAGAGAGGGAGAGAGAGAGAGAGGGAGGACGGACGAGACAGAGCAGGGGGAAUACAAUUCUCGCAGCAGACAGCCGAGAGUAAAACCGCCAGCCGCACACAGCGAAUCCACCGCGACCCCCGGCGUCCAGCCCCCGCUGCCCUCGACACCCCUCGCUCGGACCCCGGGCGGGAAUGGAGCUGCCCGCCGCCGGCGAGCACGUCUUCGCCGUGGAAAGCAUCGAGAAGAAGCGGAUCCGAAAGGGAAGAGUGGAGUACCUGGUCAAGUGGAGGGGAUGGUCGCCCAAAUACAACACGUGGGAGCCGGAGGAAAACAUUCUGGACCCGAGGCUGCUCAUCGCUUUCCAAAACAGGGAGAGGCAGGAGCAGAUGAUGGGAUACCGCAAGAGGGGCCCCAAACCCAAACACCUGCUGGUCCAGCUCCCUGCCUUCGCGCGGAGGUCCAGCGUGCUCUCGGGGCUGCAGGAGUCCCCGCCGGAAGAAGACGGGCGCCCCAAGGCUGAGCCGGUCCCAGCGGCGCCCCGAGUCCAGCCGCAGCAGUACCAGCUGAACAGCAAGAAGCACCACCAGUACCUGCCCAACGGCAAGGAGAGCCAGGCGGACCCGCAGGCCGGCGGCAAGAAGAAAUACUACUACCAGCUCAACAGCAAGAAGCACCACCACUACCAGCCCGACCCCAAGAUGUACGACCUGCAGUUCCAGAGGGCCAAGGAGGCCAAGAGCACCAGCGGCCCCGGCUGGAGCCUGUGCCCCCCGCUGCAGCAGAAGUGCUGCCUCAGCCAGGUGAAGGACCUGUCCGUGGAGCUGAAGAAGCUGCCGGGCCCCCUGACGGGGAGCCGCCCGGGGCUCGGCUCGGGCGAAGCCGGCGCCGCCAGGGACGCGCCCGAGGCGCGGCAGGAGGAGCCCUUGUCGGGGUUCAAGCCCUUCCUGGGGAACAUCAUCAUCACCGACGUCACGGCCAACUGCCUCACUGUGACCUUUAAGGAGUACAUCACUGUCUAGCCCGAGGACUACUGCUGGACACGCGGAUCUGUACAGUAUAGAAGAAAGAUUAUUAUAAUAUUCAUAAUUUAUGGUGUUGAAUAGACGUUUGUUAUUGUGACUGAUGCUACACGGACAGAGCUCACCGACCCCAAGUCACCGAUUCGCCGGCUGUUCUCUUCGACAUGGGCCUCUUCCAGAGUGGUAGUUUUUCUUUUUUCGGGGAAAAAAAAAAAGAUUUUCGACGUUAUAAACCCUUUGUUUGUGCGGUAUGGUGCUGGCUCUCCUGUGUGAGCGCAGGCGUGGCGCGCUGGGGUGGGACCCGCGGCGGGAGGCUCUGCUGGGAGACGGGGUGUCCCCUCCUCCCUGGCACAGGGGGUGUCGGGGCUCAGAUCCAAUAGCACUGACCUACAACGUGUAUAUCGAUAUAUACAUAGUAUAGAGGUAUGCUUCAAUCAUUUUUUGUACUUGAAGAUUUUUUUGUACCGUUUCCACUGGAAUCGAGCUUUAGGAUCCUUGCGCUUGAUUUGGUUGGGAGAGCUGAGAGCGAUGAAUCCGUGGGGCAGAGAGGGCACUGCUGCCCCCUGCUCUCGCCUGCUGGGGCAGCCCGCUGCUCCGCCAGUCUGGAUUCUGCCCCGGUCUGAAGGCAACAGGGGUCAGUUGUCCUGAUGUUUGGUUAAACAGCACAAAAUGGGAUACAUUUAUGAAGGAGCUACAGGACAAAAGUGUAAUUUGCACUAUUUUUACUUUUUUGGAGUGGUGGUGGUGGUGGGGGGGCGGGUGUGGGGGUAAACAAGUAAGAAAUGUUCAUCUUUAUUGAUGAGGUGGUGUCUUCAACUUUAAUGGUAAAGAAAAAAUCUGAAACUCAGCUCCCUGCAGGCGUGGGCAGGGGGUACCUGGGCACAGGUGUGGGCAGGGUCUCGGAGGGAGGGGGCACCUGGGCACAGGUGUGGGCAGGGUCUCGGAGGGAGGGGGCACCUGGGCACAGGUGUGGGCAGGGUCUCUCGGAGGGAGGGGGCACCUGGGGGUGGGCGUGCCUGUCUGUGUUUUACUUUUAGGAGUGAUUUUCCUGUUUCCAUUGGCUCACAGGGACCUGAGGAUCAGAUUUUAAAUCAUUUGAGUGUCCGAUUGAGGACUAAGCUACCUGGGUAUUCAGCAGAUGUAAAUCUGUGUUUCUGUUGUCGUUUUCUUAAUUAUUUUUCUAUUCAACCGGUGUGUAGACUGUAUAAUCCUAAGGGAUGACAUUUGUUUUCUAAUGUAUUCAGAUGAUCAGGAGCUAUUUUAAAGACUGCUGCUACAGUGUCGAUAUAAUUUUACUUUAAGCUGUUAAUUGAAACUGCUUGAAUGUAACUACUUCAGAGUUUAAAAUGGCCUUCACUUCAUCGCUCACUGACCUUGCAAAGUCACUGCAAACAGCACAGCGUCCCUGGACUGUGAGGAAUAAAGUAUUUCGCCUCCGACCGCCCUACUGGAUGUCUUUCCAACAGGAGUUUCCUGUUCUGACUUCAGGCCGUUCAAGCUGCGGCGCGUUCGCCCUCCUCUGUAGAGCGGCAGGCCUGCACAAUCACACACCGUCUACUGCGGGAGAAUGCUACGUGCUUUCAUGCGAAACUAUUCAGUCUCUUACAAAUCCUGCUUUCUUUUUUGUUUAAUGCACUUGGCUGCUCACAGAGAAAUGUACCUGCUUUAUGUGAUAAUAUGAGCAUCUCCUUGUUCUUGCUUCAGCUUGCUGGGGGCGGCUUUCUCUAAGGUGUUCAUGCGGUAACAAUAAAAAAAAUGAGCAAGAGAGAA
Molecule: messenger RNA, 3671 nt
Organism: Lepisosteus oculatus (spotted gar)
Lineage: Eukaryota; Metazoa; Chordata; Actinopteri; Semionotiformes; Lepisosteidae
Source: RefSeq, a predicted model, not a curated record